AUGGCGACAGGGUUAUCAUCCCAGCCAAUGGUAGAGGGAGACGCAUCGAGCACAAUCACGCUUCAUAUACUUUGCCAGUCUCUACCCCCUCCAAGCCGGUUUACACUCAAGAACGUUCCACUCUCCUCCACAAUCGCACAGCUCAAGGGCCGGAUCGAACAGACCUUUCCGAAUAAUCCUCAAGCAUCACACCAGAGACUUAUCUAUCGAGGGAAACCUCUCACUGUUGAUGAUGCAACACUCAGCGCAGUAGUCUCGUCUAUGGAGGAAGGAAUUGACAGUAUGCAUCUUGUGCUACCACCUGAGCCAACACACUCAGAAGCACCUCCUGCUCCUGAGAUGUCGCAACAUUCGCCUCUCGGGAAUUCUGCUCAAGCUUCUACGUCUUCUUCCACCGGGCUUGAUGGCCCCAAUCCAGAUAUUUCGGUUACUACAGACAGCAUUUCCUCAUACUCGAGCACCCUGAGGCAAACGGAUGCCACUCCAGGUUCUCCAAACGUCACAUUCAAUCAAUACGUCAACGGCUCUUCACUUAACCCAUACCCAUCAACCACAAACGCACCAGAGGCCCACAGUGCAGAAUUAUCUCAGCAUAUUCGCACUUUACGAGGUCAAACUGAGGAUAUUGAGAGGGAACUGGACAGACGUAUCUUGCCUUCUAUGCAGGAUAUCAUUCGUAUACGGAACCAGCUUCUUGAAAUCCAAGAUGCACGGCCUACGGGACAACUUCCUCUACCCGGUGUUGCAGAACUGGUUGCCCGUAUUCUUGACGCUCAACAACGCGCCCGUUUAACAGAAUACGUGCAGCAUAGGCAUUUGCAGACAAGCAUUUUAUCCCAAAACUCGCUCCAACCAGGUCCCACUCAGGUCUUCAUGCUGUCCUCACCAAUAGGAGACUUUUACAGUGGUCUCAUGGGACAAAAUCACUUGAUAACCCGACCCACAAUGCAACAGGCGGUUUUGCCCAAUACAGCCCCCGCUAACGAACCCGGUGCACCUCAGCCACCCCGAGUACCUCAAGCACCCCGGCCACCCAACCCAAACGCAGCGGUAGUCCAGAACGCCCUGCGCCAAGCACUGCUCAACCAACAGCGCCGAGGCAAUAAUGUCGAGCACGCCGGUCUGGCACGACACAUCCGCCGCAUCUGGCUGUUCACCCGUCUGUGGCUCUUCUGCUACCUCACUAGUGCCCCUGGCACCUGGAGGCGUUACAUCUUCGUCAGCAUUGCCUUGCUGGUUACAUUAUUUUCUGAGACCAAUAUUCCGCGGCAGUUUGCGACAACAAUUAUCAGUCCCGUCCAACGCCAUCUCGAGAGCCUCACUCAUGUUGGUGGACCGGCAGAUCGAGCCACUCAGCUUGGAGCAGAUGACGCUGCCGCGGAGUUCAAUAUUUGGGACCAGAUACGCCGCGCGGAGCGAGCCCUCGUUUUUCUUUUUGCAAGUCUGGUUCCCGGUCUCGGUGAGAGGCACGUCCAGGCUCGCACUGCGGCAGAUCAAGCUUUCUUGGCUCAGCAGGAGCGGAGGGCGCGGGAAAGUCAGGAGCAGGAGCAGGCACGGGAGCGAGAGCGCCAGGAACAGGAGCAGGAACAGGAACGGGCUCAAGCUGGUGUGGCGGAGGGCGCGGGGAAUGCAGGUGCCGAACAAGAGUAG
Molecule: messenger RNA, 1650 nt
Organism: Penicillium digitatum Pd1
Lineage: Eukaryota; Fungi; Ascomycota; Eurotiomycetes; Eurotiales; Aspergillaceae
Biological process (GO): endoplasmic reticulum unfolded protein response
Molecular function (GO): protein binding
Source: RefSeq, a predicted model, not a curated record